AUGCCAGUACUAAGGCCAUUAUUAACUUCAACUGCUGGAGCAAAUAACUGUGUUUCUUGUGAUCAAAUGAAAGGGAUUAUUAAUAGUUCUGUACCAUCAGAAGUCUUUCCAGGUUGCUCAAGUGAAUUUUGUAAUGGUUUCAGCACUUUACCUCAGGAUACUGCUGCUGUCUGUGAUGAACUUGUAGAGGUGAGAGAAGCAGUUGUCAGCAUUAUGGCUAAUAAUUCAGAAGAAGUUGUGUGUGAAAAUACAAAUGGUGGAGAAUCCAGACAAAACUUACCUGCCUCACAAAAUGCAAUGGAGGAACCCAGCUGUUCACACAAAAAUUAUUCCAGUCCUCAAGUGGUUAUCUUCCAGCUGAAGGGUGGUACUCAUAUACUCUGUAUAAACAAUACCGACACAAUGAAAACAGUUCAUUUGGUCCCCCAAUAUCAAGAUCAGCAUAAAUACCUUCAGUCAGGUAUCAGCAUUUUGGAAAUAAGAGUUUUCUUAUCAGAUCCAACUGACUCUGUGACAUCUGCACUGGGACAGUUUUUACCGGUUGGAGGGGAACUAAAUACCUGUGCACAAGAGCUUGAUAAGGGAUCCUUAAAUAUAUGCCAUUCAGAUUCAUAUGCAGAACAGCCAACAAAAUUGACUCUAGUUGGGUUGCCUUUCAGUUCCUGGGAUACAAAGUCUAAAAAGCCAUGCAACUGUACUAAAUCACAGUGUCUCAAGUUAUACUGUGAUUGUUUUGCCAGUGGUGAUUUCUGCAGUAACUGCAACUGCAAUAAUUGUUAUAACAAUCCACAACAUGAAAUAGAACGGUUUAAGGCAAUUAAGGCUUGUCUUGACAGGAACCCAGAAGCUUUCUUGCCAAAGAUUGGAAAAGGGAAAAUGGGGGAUAUCAAGCCCCGACAUAACAAAGGAUGCAACUGUAAACGUUCAGGGUGCCUGAAGAACUAUUGUGAAUGCUUUGAGGCUAAAAUUAUGUGUUCAUCUAUCUGCAAAUGUGUUGGCUGUAAAAAUUAUGAAGAAAGUCCAGAUCGAAAAACACUAAUGAAUAUGCCGAAUCAUAUGGAGAUUAGAAGUAAUGAAGAAAAUGACUCUGUUUCAUUUUCUACCUUUAAAAUAUUAUCAAAAACCAGAAAAGACAGUAGGCAGUCUAAUACAUGCAUAUCAUGGGAAGUGGUUGAGGCAACAUGUGCUUGUCUCCUGGCACAAGCUGAAGAGGCAGAAAAAGCAUCCUAUUCUGUUUGCCUAGCUGAACAAAUGAUCUUAGAAGAAUUUGGGAGAUGCUUAUCACAAAUUCUACACUCCGAAUUUAAAUCCAGAGGACUAAAAGUUGAAUAA
Molecule: messenger RNA, 1332 nt
Organism: Eublepharis macularius
Lineage: Eukaryota; Metazoa; Chordata; Lepidosauria; Squamata; Eublepharidae
Gene: TESMIN
Product: testis expressed metallothionein like protein
Exons: 12
Coding region: 1-1332 (443 amino acids)
Biological process (GO): regulation of DNA-templated transcription
Cellular component (GO): nucleus
Source: RefSeq, a predicted model, not a curated record